AGCGAGGAGUAAACAGUGCUCUAGGAUGUCUCAAGGCGCUAAGUUUUAGCUUUAAAUAUUAGGUUUGAUAAACUACUAGCGCUCAUACAGAGACACACAGGGAUAAGUAAUAUACUAAGACAUCUAUGAAAACAGCAUACCGAGCAUUUAGUGUUUCGUAACAUUUUAAAAACAGCUAAGAGUGUACUGAAAGGGAUGUUUGUGCUACGUUAAGAUAGCAUGCUAAGCUAAGUGCUAGCCCCGGCUAACGUCAGUUUGCCUUUUGGAAUGGUAGUGAGCAGCGCGAGCUCCUCCGGACAUGGCAGCGGGCGCACGAGCCUCUUCUGGCGGCUCUUUCGAGUCCACGAUGGGGAAAAGGUUUCAGAGCGUGUCCAACACCAUGGACUCAAUACAGGGACUGUCAACGUGGUGCAUCGACAACAAGAAGUACCACAGCCUGAUUGUGCGGCACUGGAUGAAGUGUUUGAAGAAAUCCGACACCUCACAGAGGCUCAACCUUUUUUACGUGGCUAACGAUGUCAUUCAGAACUGUAAAAGGAAAAAUGCCAUCGUUUACCGUACGGCGUUCGCUGAGAUGCUCCCUGAAGCCUUCUUGCUGGUCAACACUGAAGGUGACCCAAAGGUGUUAAAAGCUGUGGAGAGGAUCAUUUCCAUCUGGGAGGAGAGGGGGGUGUAUGCAGGGACCCUCAUCACUGAGCUCAGGAGCAACUUAGUCAAAGAGGAGUCCCCUCCCGAGACCCCUGUGGAGCAAAAAAAUCCAGUCGAGUCUAAAGCAGAUCUACAGUCCAAAAUUGUUGCUGAGUUUGUGCCCCAGGCUCUGUUUGACGAUCUGUCCAAGUACAAGAAGUCUCUGGAGGAGUUGGACCUGAGAGAGAAACAGCUGGCAGCGAUGAGAGUCGACAUCUGCAGUUCUGAUGCCCUCAAGAGACUCAAAGAUAAGGCAGGAGGAAAGAAAUUCUCCAAGGACUUUGAGGAAGGAAGUGCGCAACUGCAAGACUUUGUCAAGUUCUUUGACCAACAAAUCAAAGUAGGGCCUCCUCUCAUGCAGUCCCUCAGCAACGCAGAUAUCUUCUACGAGAUGCAGUACAAGGAGGUCAAGAUUGUUGCUAAUGCCUACCAGACGUUCGCCAACCGGGUGUCCCACCUGAAGCGUAAACUGGAUUCCCUGAAGGCCAACCUCCCAGACAUGGACGAGUCUCCCAUCCCCUCGCCUUCCGCAGACGCUCCCUCUCCAACGGGCUCAGAGUCCCCUUUUCACGACCUGGAGAUGGCCCACCCCGAUCCAGAUCUUGACGGCUGUGCGAUGGAGGAUGAAGCCGACGCGCCGGCCCCGAGCCCGCUGUCCUCCCCGGGAGGAUCCCCAAAACAAAUGGAGACCGUCGGGCAGAGUGACAACCGUGAGGUGGAGGACAUGGAGCUCUCUGACGAAGAAAUGGACAGCGGCGGCAUUAUAGUUGAGGAACAGAUUGAAAGCCCCAUCCAACCAAAGGUGUCCUCUUUAAAAGCGGAGGCAGCAGUGGCACCAGAGCAGCCUGUCACACAGGUCCCGCCCCCUGCACUUACUCCUGCAGUUACUCCUCCUGCACGUAAUCCAGCAGUUACUCCUCCUGCACGUAAUCCAGCAGUUACUCCUCCUGCACGUAAUCCAGCAGUUACUCCUCCAGCAGUUACUCCUCCAGCAGUUACUCCUCCAGCAGUUACUCCUCCAGCAGUUACUCCUCCUACAGUUACUCCUCCUGUAACAGCUCCUCCUGCAGCAGCUCCUCCUGCAGCAGCUCCUCCUGCAGCAGCUCCUCCUGUAACAGCUCCUCCUGUACCAGCGGCUCCUGUAGUGCCUCUUACUCCUCCAGCAGUUACUCCUCCAGCAGUUACUCCUCCAGCAGUUACUCCUCCUCCAGUUACUCCUCCUGUAACAGCUCCUCCUGCAGCAGCUCCUCCUGCAGCAGCUCCUCCUGUAACAGCUCCUCCUGUACCAGCGGCUCCUGUAGUGCCUCGUGCAGCAGUGGAAAGUGUGGACCUGGGUAAAAUUGGCUCCAUCCUCAACAGUUUGAAUGCAGUCAUGAAGAACACAGGACCAUUAGUGGAGAGUCCUCCUGCAGGCUCCCCUGCUGCCUCCUCAUUGAAGAGUCCACCAGCGGCCCCUGUGGCCCCUCAUGAAGCCAGCUCUCUGGUGAACCUCCUCUCUAAGGUGGACAUGAGUUCUGCAGACAUCCUGGGCGCUCUCUCCAAAGUCCAGGGUAGAGGCAGCCUCGGGGGUAUCUCUUCUCUUCUGAGCAGCCCAAAUGUUUCCUCAGUCUCGUCCAGUAUAGGAAAAAUCCCUCCGUUAUCCACAUCCGCGUCAGCAGCACCCUCUCAGAGCCCGUCUCUCCCGCCUGUUGCACCUGUGCCUUCUUCACACAGCGCCACUGAAAGGCUGAGUCUGAGUUCCCAAGCCCCGCCCAAGACUUCAAAUGCAGCAUCUGCUCUGGUCCAGGCUCUCCAUCGGGACAUGGAUCUGACUACAGAGAAAUCACCGGCCUUGUCCUCGGAUAGCUUAGAGUCUAAAAUCCACAGCUUCCUGCAGGGGAACCCGGCUUUCAAUGCGUUUGGCAUUAGUCUUCCCACAAAGCCUGUGGCAGCAGCGGACAACCUCAGCCCCGUAACUGGGACAGACAACCAGGGCGGGACCCCAGUGCGGGAUGAGGGCGGCAGCACCCCAACUCAAGAUGAAAUAAUGGACGAGCCUGUGGUGGUCCCGUUCACCUCCAAGACAAAUCAGUCAUCGAUUGGAGAUACGGUUACCAUGGCUCCUGUAGCAUACCAGAACAGCAGUCAGCACAACAAUCCCCCACAGCAGGCCCGCCUGCAGCCCGGGGGGGGCCCUCAGAACGGGCAGGCAUACCAGCCGUACCCUUACGGCCAACACAACGUUUCGGAGCAUGGCAUGGCCGCCCCUGGUGCUCACUACCAGCAGAUGUCUGCACAAACAGGAGGGCCGGGGCCUGGAGUAAGACCCCCAGGUGGUGCCGGUAGCACACAGACAAUGAAAGGCUUUCAGGGGGGGAGUGAAAGCGGUUGGUAUGGGGACAGUUACCAAGGGGGGAACUCCCAGCAACCCAGAGGCUACAAUGUGACGGGGCCUGGAGAACACAAUUCCUCUGGACUUUAUCCAUACCAAACAGAGACAUUUCGGGAACCUCAACAGUUGGCCCCCCAGCAGGACGCCGCCACGGCCCCUGUUUACUUCAGAGGUACCCUCCCUCCUGUCCCAAAGCUCCCUCCCCCUCCUCAAGUUUUAGACGCCCCUCCUUCUGGGAACAGCAGUAUGAUGAUGCCACCAGAGCAGCAGCACCCGGGGCCCGGCGCUGGGAUGGGGAAGGCGAUCGGGCCCCGAGGUGACAGUGUCAUCAGCGGGAUGAUCGUCCACGACCAUCAACACAAAUCCAUGUUCCAUCCUGAUGAUUCGCCCUAUGAACUCGACAGACCGCAUCAUCCUCACCCUGAAGACUUCCAUCCUCACCCUGAAGACUUCCAUCCUCACCCUGAAGACUUCCAUCCUCACCCUGAAGACUUCCAUCCUCACCUAGACAGACCCCUUCCUUCUCACCCGGAAGAUUUCCCCCCUCACCCAGACGACCUGGGUUACCAAGAUGACCCCCGCCAUCAUGAUCACUAUGAUGCCCAUUUCUUUCAAGAAGACAAUUUCCCCCACCCAGAAGAUCCUUAUCACAGGCCAGGUAACCCUCCGCAGCACUACCCCAGAGUUCGAGGGCCCCCCGCUCCCCCUCUCUCGGCCUCAGAGGACCCUUACUACCAGGGCCACAACCCCCGUCCUCCGCACUUCGCUCCCAGGAGACCACUUCCACCACAUCAUCAUGAAAUUCGUCAUCCUGGACCACGGCCUCCACAUCGGCUUCCUCACCCAGCACACCACCCACACCCCGGAGGACCCCCACAUGCAGCAUUUCCUCGGUUCCAGGGCCCCGGUCCAAGGUUAAGAGGCAAACGACCUGGUCCAAGAGGAGGUGGACAUCCUGGUCCAAUGUUCCCCCCGAAAAGACCCUUUCAACCCCCACGUUACUGAGUGGGCAUGAAGCUCUGAGCUCUUAAAUCACUGGAUGUCAUGAAGGCAGGGUCAGAGUUCCACACCUGUGAAAAUCUAGGUGGAUGAAAGAGCAGAGGUGGUCACCAGGAAUGAAUUCAGCUGAUACCAGAAGAGGGGCGAAGAAUAAAGCAGGAGAACAAGAGACACCAGGAGGCUCUGAGGGGGCUGCUGAGCGGAAGAGUGAAGACAGAAGAUGAAAGAAAAUAAGAGGGAUCCAGAGCCACACUUUGAUGUGUCUGAUGUGAUGGGAACCUUAUCCACAUGUUAACUGAUGAUGAAGAGGAGGAGGGGGUUUGAUGUUGUGGUGGCUCUCCUCUUUGAAUCCUGCACAGCUCCUGGCUCUUCUGUUCUAUCAUGAAUGCUGUGCAGCAUGUGAGAGAUGGGGAAUCUCAGGAGAGCUGGGAGGAUGAACAGAGAGGCCCAUUCGGGUAAGUACAUUCAGAGUUAUUGGAUACUUCUUAAACUAUAUAUUGUGUCGCUCAUACACACAAUUACAUCUCAAUGAGUUCCACAACAUCAAGGGAUUUAUACACCUGCAAUAUGUAGAAAUUGUCAUUUAAUGCACAUUGUUAUGAAAUAAAGAUCUAUUGUUCCUUCUAUAAAAUAAAACAAGUUUGUGUUGUCUGUUUAUUCUCACAAUUAGCAGCUGUUUUAUGUCCUUUCAGAACCAUUUCUCUCAAAAUGUUGAAAAAGCAAAAAAACAUUUUGCGGGACAUUUUUGGAAUGAGAUAAUUCAUUUGUUUGAAGUAUUUCCUUUGAAAAGGUUUAG
Molecule: messenger RNA, 4853 nt
Organism: Notothenia coriiceps (black rockcod)
Lineage: Eukaryota; Metazoa; Chordata; Actinopteri; Perciformes; Nototheniidae
Gene: rprd2a
Product: regulation of nuclear pre-mRNA domain containing 2a
Exons: 13
Coding region: 299-4063 (1254 amino acids)
Biological process (GO): mRNA 3'-end processing
Molecular function (GO): RNA polymerase II complex binding
Source: RefSeq, a predicted model, not a curated record